Messenger RNA from Symbiodinium natans, 3060 nucleotides. NCBI's taxonomy places the organism in Eukaryota, Dinophyceae, Suessiales, Symbiodiniaceae. The record is from the annotation of a GenBank genome assembly.
AUGGCCGCACCUUUCGAGGCUGUCCACCUGGAGUCCGAUGCAGAGGCGAAGACCUCUCCCCCGAGCUCCCGUGGCUGGAUCAAGAAGACAGCAAUUGUGGUAACGCUGGGCCUGGGCGUGGUGGCUUUUCUGGCCAUGCCGGGUGCAAAGAAGUGUCAAUCCUUGGAUUUCGGUGCCUUCCAGGGAAAGUCCUCCUUGGGCGUGGAUGCGCAGAUGGCCCUGAAGGCCGACGCUCUGAAGAGCGUGAAGAAGCGCUCCCUGGCGGAGAAGAUCGUCAUGAAGGCCAUGAGGAGCACUGGCCACAAGUAUUCUCAGCACUACGAGCAGCAUGAGGUGCGGUCUUUGCCAGCAGAUCCGGCGGAUGCCGCGAGACAGAUGCUGACCAAGGACGAGAUCAUCGCCUACAAGAAGCAGAAGAAUGCAGACCGCAUGCGCAAGGCCACCAACGCCUACUGUGCUUUCAACGUUCUGGAGGCUUUUGUGUCGGUGGUUGGCAUGGGCGACGACAUCAACGCCAUCAUCAGGACCUGCCCUGCUCCCCGAGAUGGCGAGUCGGAGCUCGCAUGCCAAGUGAACGGUGCCAUUCUGGUGACCUGGGUGGCCAAUGCUGCGGCGAAGCUCUCUUACGCCGCCUCGAACUGCGCCCUCAAUCUCAACGUGGAUGCAGUGUGUUCUGUGGGCGUGACCGGCCUUGUCUCCGUGAUGGGCGAGCUGGCAGCGACCGCUUCCCUGGCUGCGGCCACGUGCACGGGGGUACCGCCACAGCUGACCACCAGCAAGAUCAGCGUCCUCGGCGACCAGACCGUGCGGGAUGGACGACGCCUGCUCAUCGGUGAGGGUCCGAUUGGCGUGGGCGUGCAGUGCGGGGUUGACGUCGGCAUGGUGGUCGCCAACCUUGCCAACAUGGGCCUUUCCAUCAACUCGGCGGUGAACAGCGGCCAAUGCGGCCGCGUCAACCUCGACGGGCCCAUCAACAAGGUCUCCGGCCUCUACAGCGCACUGUGUACUGUGGACAUCGGCGGUGCGAUCGCCUACAUGAGCCAGGUGGUCACAUUCAUCAACUUGAUUGUGGUCCAUUGCCAGGACUUCUUGGACGUGAGCGCGCUCUGUGGCGCAAGCAUCUCCGGCAUCAUCACCGCUGCGGCCGCCAUGGCCCCGUAUGGUGCCGCGGUGCACGCGGCCUGUGCCAAGGGCAGCAUCCUCAAGAACCCCAAGAAGGCGGAGGCGAUCAGCAGCCUCUACACGGUGCCCACGCCCCGCCGCUUGGAGGAGCUGAAGCAGCUGAAUGCGGUCAAGGAUGCCAUGGCCAACCUCAAGGACCUCCGACAGCAGUUGGAGGCCAAGCUUGGCUUCAAUGCUUCGGUGCCGACCAUGUACUCCGAGGCGAACAUGGAGCAGAUGAUCCAACUCAUGGACGACGGAGUGGGCGACAACUCCGAGAAGUCCAUGCGCGGGAUUCGCAAGGUCGGCAAGUUGGAGACGGCAUCAUGUGGAUCAGAGUUUGACAAUUUUGGAAACGUGGUCUGCCUGCUCACACAGGUCCUAGGUUUUGAAGAAGUUUCUUUUGCUUUGGCAAAAAGCGUUACGGCUGUCCACCCGGAGUCCGAUGCAGAGGCGAAGACCUCUCCCCCGAGCUCCCGUGGCUGGAUGAAGAAGACAGCAAUUGUGGUAACGCUGGGCCUGGGCGUGGUGGCUUUUCUGGCCAUGCCGGGUGCAAAGAAGUGUCAAUCCUUGGAUUUCGGUGCCUUCCAGGGAAAGUCCUCCUUGGGCGUGGAUGCGCAGAUGGCCCUGAAGGCCAACGCUCUGAAGAGCGUCAAGAAGCGCUCCCUGGCGGAGAAGAUCGUCAUGAAGGCCAUGAGGAGCACUGGCCACAAGUAUUCUCAGCACUACGAGCAGCAUGAGGUGCGGUCUUUGCCAGCAGAUCCGGCGGAUGCCGCGAGACAGAUGCUGACCAAGGACGAGAUCAUCGCCUACAAGAAGCAGAAGAAUGCAGACCGCAUGCGCAAGGCCACCAACGCCUACUGUGCUUUCAACGUUCUGGAGGCUUUUGUGUCGGUGGUUGGCAUGGGCGACGACAUCAACGCCAUCAUCAGGACCUGCCCUGCUCCCCGAGAUGGCGAGUCGGAGCUCGCAUGCCAAGUGAACGGUGCCAUUUUGGUGACCUGGGUGGCCAAUGCUGCGGCGAAGCUCUCUUACGCCGCCUCGAACUGCGCCCUCAAUCUCAACGUGGAUGCAGUGUGUUCCGUGGGCGUGACCGGCCUUGUCUCCGUGAUGGGUGAGCUGGCAGCGACCGCUUCCCUGGCUGCGGCCACGUGCACGGGUGUCCCGCCACAGCUGACCACCAGCAAGAUCAGCGUCCUCGGCGACCAGACCGUGCGGGAUGGACGACGACUGCUCAUCGGUGAGGGUCCGAUUGGCGUGGGCGUGCAGUGCGGGGUUGACGUCGGCAUGGUGGUCGCCAACCUUGCCAACAUGGGCCUUUCCAUCAACUCGGCGGUGAACAGCGGCCAAUGCGGCCGCGUCAACCUCGACGGGCCCAUCAACAAGGUCUCCGGCCUCUACAGCGCACUGUGUACGGUGGACAUCGGCGGUGCGAUCGCCUACAUGAGCCAGGUGGUCACAUUCAUCAACUUGAUUGUGGUCCAUUGCCAGGACUUCUUGGACGUGAGCGCGCUCUGUGGCGCAAGCAUCUCCGGCAUCAUCACCGCUGCGGCCGCCAUGGCCCCGUAUGGUGCCGCGGUGCACGCGGCCUGUGCCAAGGGCAGCAUCCUCAAGAACCCCAAGAAGGCGGAGGCGAUCAGCAGCCUCUACACGGUGCCCACGCCCCGCCGCUUGGAGGAGCUGAAGCAGCUGAAUGCGGUCAAGGAUGCCAUGGCCAACCUCAAGGACCUCCGACAGCAGUUGGAGGCCAAGCUUGGCUUCAAUGCUUCGGUGCCGACCAUGUACUCCGAGGCGAACAUGGAGCAGAUGAUCCAACUCAUGGACGACGGAGUGGGCGACAACUCCGAGAAGUCCAUGCGCGGGUCCCCGGUCUUCUCCGAGGAAGAGUGCGACGAGUAG